Messenger RNA from Didymodactylos carnosus, 4678 nucleotides. The record is from the annotation of a GenBank genome assembly. Lineage: Eukaryota; Metazoa; Rotifera; Eurotatoria; Philodinida; Philodinidae.
CAAGUCCUUUUGCACUAUUUUCGCGAGUUUUGCUUCAAAGUCACUUCUGAUAACGCAGAAUGGGUUAGAAAUGAAAGAAAAUCUGAUGACGAUAGUGUAGAGAUUUUCACAGGAUUUCCAGACGGGCUAUGGUGGUUUUGUCGAUUCUAACUUUCUUCAAAAUAGUGCAAAAGGACUUGGCCGUCUUGGAGACGUGAUCAGUAAAAGUCGAUUUUCUCAGUGAAAAAACAGAAUUUCGAAAAAAGCUCUUUAUUAGUCUGAAGCCUGGCCUCUGGCGAAUCCAACCACGUAAAAGUUUUGGCACUAGCUUCUUUGAGAAAAAUUGAAUUAGAGCCGCAAAGUUUGAUGCACGCUUUCAACACAUACCGAUUUUAGACACCGGGAAAAAUCCGUUUAUGGUCCUAGAAGUCUGAAAGUUGCUUUUCCAGAUUCAGUUUUCAGCGCUGAAUCUGAAACAUUUAACCAUAAAACUCGAAAACGAAAUUCGGGAAACCGAGGGUCACUUUUUUGAAAACGUAGAUUUUUAAGGUUUUUCACAUGCUUCAAGUAUUUUGAGGAUAUCUCAGCGUGAAAACGAUUUUGGAAGAUGGGGACGUGAUCCUCAUUCGAUUCUGAGAAUGUAUAAACGAGCAAAAUCUAAAUUCCGCUCGAACUCUGCUUUCCAUGCAUCUUGCAACAAAAUCAUAAUUAUCAACAACGUUAUUGAACAUUUUAUAUAAAAUAUCAUAUUUGAUCGUUGGCGUUCGGGCAACGAGGCAAUUAUCCCAUCUCAAAAAAAAUUUCAAGAUUAUUGCCUGUGAAUUAUAUUUCGCAGCAGUCUAUUUUCUUAAAAUUCGAAGAAAAAAAAACAAUGUUUGAUUGCAAAAUUACGUACAUCUCUAGAAGUACGUUUCUGCAUGUACCACUCUAGAAAGUUUAUUGAGCGCCGCCUAGAAAAUGUUUUCCAAUCCGCCCAUACACUUGACAUCAUAUCUGUUUUUAACUAAUCAUUUAAACUUGACUAGUAACGAAAGAAUCGUUGACAUCGCGUUCUUCAACGUUGUUCAUUAUCUACACCGAAUGGUUCAAUGAAAUACACGACUAUAAAAAGAGAGAAAAUCUCAACGGCAUCUACAACAGCACGUAUUUUUCAUAUCUCAUUUCAACCUGGUCCUGUGUACAAAGGCGAACGUAUACUUAACGAGUGAGAAAGAGUACCUCCAUUAGUAUAACUGGCGAACUGUCCAAGCCAGAAUAGUACACAAUUCUGAAUGUAUCUACUCUCAGCAAAUUAACAGCGGAGUUUUUGAUCUGCCUUAGAGACUCAUGUGAGAAAUAUUUUCUACUGUCGGCACAUCACCAACUCUAAGCUUAUCUAAGAAUAUAAUGAUGUCACAGACGAUUCCAAGAGUAACGGAACUAUCUAGAUCAUUUUAUACUUCUGUAUUAGCGACUUCUUCAGGUAAAUCAUUCGUAUCAGUAUCAAAUAAUCAUUGUUUUACGUUAUCUUGAAUAUCGUUUGUUGUUUGUUAAUUCUUCUCUUUCAAACCCGUGCUAAUUAUUCGCACCAUUUACACAUCAGAUAAGAUAUUGAUCCACAAUUCUACGACAAGUAUCUGUCAGUAUUUCAUAUUUUAAGAACAAAUAAAUCGAUAUGUUUUGCACACAUAAAUUUCAAUAUUCACAUAUAAUCUCAAUUAUUUUGAGUAAUCCAUAAGCGCUUUAUUCAUUUCAUAACCAUAGUAGUUCGUAUGUUAGUGCAAUCAAAAUUAUUGUGAUGCAUCUAUUUACAAUAAUAUGUCCAAUAAAAUAUACGACAAAUAUUAAUUAAAUACAUCAACUAUAUAUUAAUUUUAUUCUUACUUUCUUGUUGUUUUACACUGGAUUGAUUGAAAAAUACCCCGCCUUUCGGCUACCUUGCGGUAUAGGGUGCUGUCCGGAGACAGUUUCGUAAGCCCGAUAUCAUCCCUACAACUAAUAUUAGCUGUAGCUCUUGACAGAAGGCCAGCGUGAGUUCUUUCGCUCAAUCGCUUGAGCUCUCCGUACACACUGACUAACCGCAUACUAGCUACGAGGGCUGGUAUAUGUCACAACAUAGUCAGCAUGUUAUCGGACGGGUGAUCCGAGGCAAAGAACCGUUAAUGACUUGCCCAAGGUCAUCGAACACAGUACCAGGGGGAUGCGUGCCAAGCAACUUAAUCACACAGCCAUAGUUGUUCCACACUGGCGUUCUAUUGAUGACGCCCUAAAAUCUUGAUGAGGAGUUCAUUUGAAAUGAAAACAAGCUUCUUUACUUUAAAGUCAUUCUAUACCUUUUAAUAAUUUUAGAAAAAUAUGAAACAACUUAAAUUAGAUAACAACCCAUCAAAAUAAACUAUAGCAAGAAGUUAUCUAAUAUACAAUCUUCUUUCCUUAAUGCUUUCCAAAAUGUGGAGUAGACUAUUUAGAUCUGAUACUCCCAGUUCAGUUCAGUCAACGGGUGACAAUGUUCAUGCACAAUAAACGGCCGUUUAUAACUUUUUUCUCACUCAACAUUUCGACUAAACACAAUUUUUUUUUUUUUAAUAUUAUACACUAUAUAUAUCUAUAUAUGUUCAUGCCUUUCUGAACAGCAUAUACCAUACCUCUCUUUCUGCACUGAACGACCGUGAAAGUUGUCCGUCAAAAAAAAUAGAAUGACAUUGACUACAUAAUUCGAAUAAUUUUAUGAAUAAUUAGACAAUCAAUCUUUCUCAAUUGUUGCUAAAUACGAUUAUAUCAACUUUAGUCUACACGUAAAUGGAAUCAUCACUGAUAUUUUAAACUGUGUGAAUAAAGUGAUAAAGAUAUUCGGUAAGUUAACUUGAUAAAAAGAUAUAAAGAAGAUUUAUAGGAUUUUUCUAAAACUUCAUUUAUUCAAACGAGAACGAAUUCAUCUGAAAAGUCAAGUUUUCAAAAUUUACUUUAAAUAAUCUUUUUUUUAAUCUCAUGUGUGCCUAAUUUUUCUUAACAAGGAUUGCUGUUCCAAGGCACGAAUCACUCGAUUUUUUCAAAAUUGUACACAGACACUUGACAUUAUUUAUUUCUGUUUUUUUUACAGAUUACAAUGGUGACACGAUUUGAACGUCUUCCAAAUGAAAUUUUUCUUUCUAUUUGUGAUUAUCUUUCUCCCACACACAUUAUUUAUGCCUUUUAUACGUUAAAUUCUCGUUUUAAUUAUUUAAUUAAUAUGUUUUACAUUUCUGAAACAUCAAUUAGUUUGGUCAAUGUUGAUGAAUCGAUGUUUCAUCAUUUUCGAUGUAAAUUAUUUCCAAAAAUUCAAAAUCACAUUGCUCGAUUACGAUUAAGUGGUAUUUCACAAGUUUUAACAAAAAAAUUUUCGAAUAAAUUUUCAAAUUUGGCAUCGUUACAAUUGAUUUUAAAUAAUAUGAAAGAUAUACAGACACUUUUAUGGUAUUCAAAGUCAUUAGGAAUAUCAAAAUCAUUGGUUGAAUUAUCAAUUAUUUUUGAAAUUUGCUCACAUCAAGAUGAAACAAAAAUGUUGUUGAAUAAACUUUAUCGUUCGUUAUUAUUUCAACCUGGUCGACAACAAUGUUCAUUGGUCUCAUUGUCAAUUACCGGUCCACCAUGUCUAUCAUUAACAAUCAAUCAUUAUCUCAUGAGGCCAUGUUAUUUAAGACGGUUAACAGUUCAUCUAAUAUCCUACAAUGAUUUACUUAUUCUAUUUAAUAAUUUGCCAUUAGUCGAAUAUUUUAGCGUAGUAUUAGAAGAAAAAAUUGCUGGUUUUUAUCCAUAUACAUACGAAAAUAUAUUUUCUGGCACAAAAUUAUUAAGUGAAUUUCAAUUUUAUUGUCCAUCAAUAAUUAAUUAUGAUCUUGUUGAAUUAUUACUCAAACAAUUGGUUACACUACGAAAAUUAUCACUCCGUCUUUGUUGUAAAUUUUCAAAUGGUGUUAUUGAUGGUCAACGUUUAGAAAGUGGAUUUUUAACAAAAUUAACACGUUUAGAACAAUUUAAUUUUUGUAUUUGUUCAUGUUAUAUGGAUAAUGGUUUAGGUGUAAUUGAUGAUUAUUUUCUCUCAACAUUUCAAACAGAUUAUUGGAUUAAAGAAAAACGUUGGAAAAUUGGCUUUUAUCCAAUGCCCUAUGUAUUUGUUUUCUAUAUUACAUUUUCAUUACCAUUUGCAUUCGAUGUUUUUGACUCGACUUCAACUGAUCUACUAAAAUAUCGUACAAAUUUUGGUAGUGUAGAUGAUAAUAAUAAUGACAAUUGGAAACAAGUAAAAAAUCUUUAUCUAUUCGAUAACAAAUCGUAUACACAAAAAUUUUUUCAAUUAAUUCAUGAAAAAUUUUCAAAUGUCAAACAAAUUACAAUUGAAAAUCAUCUAAGCAUUGAAGAAAAUGAGAAAAUUAUCUCAUUACCGAGUGUUGACAGUGUUCGAUUUGUCUCAUUAAAUAAAUAUCGUACAAAUGCUCAACAUGUUAAACAAUUGCUACUAAUGACACCAAAUAUUCGUCAAUUAAAAAUCAGUUAUAUUUUAUUAGCACGAGCAACAAAUUAUUUUCGUGAUCAACGUUUAAAAAAAAUAUGUUCACAUCUCGUUCAAUUAGAUGUUGAUUCUUAUCCAGAGCAAUGGUUGUAUGGAGAUGGUCUAACAAUGAAUACAUAUGCUCAACGAUUUAAAACAUAUUUUCCAAAUUUAUUAAAUUCUUGCAUUUAA